Messenger RNA from Myxocyprinus asiaticus (Chinese sucker), 1002 nucleotides. Its product is annotated as mucin-like protein. The coding region runs from base 1 to 1002 and encodes 333 amino acids. The record is from RefSeq and is a predicted model, not a curated record. Lineage: Eukaryota; Metazoa; Chordata; Actinopteri; Cypriniformes; Catostomidae. The transcript is spliced from 8 exons. Gene Ontology annotation, molecular function: calcium ion binding.
AUGAGUCCCGUCUUGCAGAUCUGUAACUGUCUGAAUGGAGGGAGCUGCCAAUACAACAGUGUGGUUGAGAACCAUCUGCAGGGCAAAUUUCAGAUUGUCGGAUGUCUGUGUCCUCCGGGCUUCAGUGGCAAGUUCUGUGAUAACAGAACAGAUGUGUGUAAAGGCAAACCCUGUUUUCCUGGAGUGGAGUGCAGACAGAAAGAUGCAGACAGCUUCACAUGUGGACAGUGCCCUCCACCAACUGUAUCCCAGGGCAAACAAGGAUACAAGUGCUUUGAAAAUGACUUCUGUCUCCCUCCUUCUCCCUUCCCCUGCCAUGAGAUGGCAGACUGCUCCAGUACCGGGUACAACUACACAUGUACAUGCAAGCAGGGCUACACUGGGGACGGAAAAGAGUGCACAGAUAUUAAUGAGUGUCUGGACCCCUCUGCCUGCCCCAAUGCCAAGUUUGAAUGUGUGAACAUGCCAGGCUCAGUGCGCUGCUCAUGUCGUUAUCACAACACCAGGGACUCCGAUGGCUGUGGGGAGUCAGCUAAUCCCACUGGCUGGAAUGUUUUUAAUGUCUCCAUGCACUGGGGCCAACAAGAGUCUGGACAAGGACUGAGUCAGUUACAGCAUAUCCUGUCUCAGGGUUUCAAAAACAAGUUCUACAAUGCCAGUGUUAUGCCUUCUGACCCGCAAUUGGCAAGCGGACUGAGUGAGUACAGGAUCAAUGUGUCUAGUGACACCCCGCACUGGUAUGUCAUGGACUACCUCAACCGAGUCAGUCAGUACUAUGGCAUCCACUCAGCCUAUGUGGGGGACCUUGAUGAAUGCGAAGUAAAUGAGGCUGUCUGCUCAAAACCUGCCCAGUGUGCCAAUACCUAUGGAGGCUACAGGUGUGUGUGCAACGGCACUGAUCUAAAGGAAGCACAGUCAUGCAAAAUCAGUAAGGACAUUAUCAUUCCAUUACUCAUUAGCUUUUUCAAAAUAUGCCCUUAUAUUAUACAACUGGUAGAAUGA